Messenger RNA from Nicrophorus vespilloides, 882 nucleotides. Its product is annotated as engulfment and cell motility protein 2-like. Lineage: Eukaryota; Metazoa; Arthropoda; Insecta; Coleoptera; Silphidae. The transcript has 3 exons. Bases 51 to 656 code for a protein of 201 amino acids. The record is from RefSeq and is a predicted model, not a curated record.
UAUAUAUGUUUUCAUCAAUGUAGAAAGAGUUGGAGGAUGAUAGGAUCAGAAUGUUAUCUACAAAUCCUUGUAUAUUGGAGCUUUCCUCGCAAUUUGCUGAAGCUAACAAGGAACUCAUCAAUUGCCAAAGAAUGACCGUGAUGAAGAAAGGUCAGAUGUUCUACAAAUAUCCGACGAGAUACUCCACCAACAAAACCAUGACCUUGCUGAAGAGCAAACCGAAAAUGUUCCAUCUGAAACUAAGCAUGAACGAGAAAUGUCUAGAACUCGAGGAGCAGGAUCAAAAGGUCGAGGAUCGAAACAAAUCUGUGAUAGAUAUUGCCAGUAUUAGACAUCUCGUCAUUGGACAAGCCUGUCAGCACAUACAGAACGCCAGUGUUUCGAGUGAUAAAAGCGAAUUGGUCUUUUCCCUAAUGCUUCUUGAGAACGUCAAUCAUGACUUCUGCGCGAACACCAGGCAAAUUGCCAACUAUUGGAUAGACGGGUUGAAUAUUUUGAUGGGUAAUCCACCUUGCAGCGUCGACUACGAGAAGGAAUUGAAAGACAUUACAGACAUGGAUACGUCGCUGCACUUACUGGAAUUGCAGAACGUCGCUAUACCUCACCUACCUCCGCCCAUUCCAGCUACAACGCCAACUCUUCCUUUCCUAAUUUAACUUAUUCUCACAUCAAUUAAACUUUACUACUAUUUGUGAACUUUAUAUCUAUACUAUAAGCUAUAUGUGACAAUUUAUAUAAUUACUAAAUAAUAUUUGUUUUACUUGAUCAACGAAUAUAAAAUCUGGCUUACUGCGAGAUUUACCCAACAUUACAAGCUCUCGUAUUUUAAGUGAUUACUCAUUAACCAAAUACGACAAAUUCACGUGUGAAUACGAGUAUUAA